Vitis vinifera (wine grape) is the source of this 1343-nucleotide messenger RNA. Its product is annotated as loganic acid O-methyltransferase. Gene Ontology annotation, molecular function: S-adenosylmethionine-dependent methyltransferase activity. The record is from RefSeq and is a predicted model, not a curated record. The transcript is spliced from 3 exons. Gene Ontology annotation, biological process: methylation. Bases 89 to 1174 code for a protein of 361 amino acids. Lineage: Eukaryota; Viridiplantae; Streptophyta; Magnoliopsida; Vitales; Vitaceae.
UCCAUGGACCUUCCCUCAUCCCUGUCUGCAAAGAGAAUAUCAAAUAAAGUCAACGACUCAUCCGGCCUCUACACAGGCAGGGAGAGUUAUGAGCAACAACCGCGCAGCCACAACGCAACAAUCUUUUCCGAUGAAGGGAGGAGAUGGACCUCACAGCUACGUCAACAACUCCCACUUACAGAGAGAAGCUACAGAUGCGUGUAGGACUAUGAUUGAAGAGGCAAUCGCUCAGAAGCUUGAUGUAAAGUGCUUCUCUUCAAACCCGUUUCGUCUUGCGGAUUUGGGAUGUUCGGUUGGGCCAAAUACCUUCAUAUCGAUGCAACAUAUAGUGGAAGCUGUAGAAAGGAAGUACCUGGAGCAAGGCCUCAAAUCUCAAAUACCCGAAUUUCAAGUCUUCUUCAAUGAUCAUGUAGCUAAUGAUUUCAAUACCCUCUUUGCAUCCCUCCCAACUGAAAGGCGGUACUUUGCCUGUGGCGUCCCGGGUUCUUUCCAUGGACGGUUAUUCCCGGAGUCAUCUAUCCAUUUCAUGUUUUCCUCUCAUGCAAUCCACUGGCUCUCAAAGGUGCCCGAAGAGUUGUUGGACAAAAACUCCCCUGCAUGGAACAGGGGAAGAAUUCACUACACCAGUGCCCCAGAUGAAGUAAGCCAUGCUUAUGCAGCUCAAUUUGACCAUGACAUGGAGAUCUUUUUGAGUGCCAGAGCUAAGGAACUUGUGGUUGGAGGGAUCAUAGUGCUUACCAUGGCAGCUCUCCCAAAUGGGAUCCCUGCUUCUCGAAUCCCAUCUGGUGUUAUGUUCGAUCUUUUGGGAGCAAGCCUCAUGGAUAUGACCAAAGCGGGAUUAAUCAAUGAAGCUCAAGUGGACUCCUUCAAUUUGCCUGUCUAUGCACCCUCCCAGGAGCAGAUGACCGACCUGGUUAAAAGAAAUGGGUGUUUCACCAUUGAGAGAAUGGAGUUAGUGUACCGUGCAUCAAAGCUUGUUGCCCCGAUCACUGGAAAGGAAUGUGGAAUGCACCUUAGAGCAGGCAUGGAGGGAAUGAUUGCCAAACAUUUUGGAAGUGGGAUUAUUGAUGAACUGUUUGAUACGUUUUCCAAGAAAUCUGUGGAGUUUUCCCACCAGCUGGAAUCAAGCACAAGAGAAGGAGCUCAAUUAUUUGCUGCUCUGAGGCGUAAAUGAUGUUGUUUGAAGAUGAUCAUAAACUACUUUUCCUGCUAGUUUGAAGACGUUUAGUUUAGCAAUAGGAUAUGCUUUAUGGAUACUCCUAUUUAAAAAUAAGUGGACCCUAUUUUCCUUUCAUAAAUCAUAUGGAUCAUGACCCAAGGAUGUCCUUUCAUCUUGUUUGAAA